AUGCGCAACCGAUUAGCACCUGAGGACAUUGCAAAUCCCGACCUCCCGUCAGACGAGCCCGCACGGCAAGCCUCUGUGGCUUCCAUUGUCUCCAGUGAGAUAGAAUUCUGUCUUGCUCUCGGGCGUUCACCAAUCGAUUCUUGGGCCGCAUCAAUAAUUUCGCCCCUGAAGGUGUCCCACAGAACCUGUCCCAAUGAAACACCCCAGGCUGAUCAUUGGACCGCUGGGGAGUUUUGGAGUGUACCGGGAGCAUGGGACAGGCAUAGAGAGACAAUUCAUUCGUUGACAAAGCUCAAGAAACAACAGACAAUGAACCCGAUGCGUUAUGCUUCCGUGCUGGCCCUGCUGUGCGUGACGUCAGCUGCGAAGCUUGAAGGCUACAGUGCCGGAGGCGACACCGGCCUGGGAGUCACGCUGGACGGAGUGCAUGGCGGCGCCGGCCACAGGGGCGUUGGAGGCGGCCGUGUGGUUCCCGCCAUCUUCGUCGGUUCUGGAGUGAUUCCUGAGAGUGCCUUCGGAGGCGUCAUCGGCGGGGAAUACAGUGCCCCGAGCGCUGUUGUCGCUCCUGUGGCAACUGGAGGUUCCUUUGGCAAUACCGUCGGAGGUGUCAUCAGUGGAGAAUACAGUGCCCCGAGCGCUGUUGUCGCUCCUGUGGCAACUGGAGGUUCCGAUGCUGGUGUCGCUGGAGGCUUUGGCUCUGGUGCCGUUGCAGAGGAGUAUAUCCCGCCAGUGGCAGGCCCUGAUGUCACGUCUAUGGAUGCCCCACCUGCUCCUAACACCGCAUACAUCACUCCCCGAAACUAAGCUAAAUUCUACUGGGCCUGGGUAUAGUGUCACGGUCCCCAUCAAUUGCUCAUUGAGGAUUGCGUUACAAUAAAGUCCAAAGGGAAAUCUAA
Molecule: messenger RNA, 896 nt
Organism: Penaeus vannamei (Pacific white shrimp)
Lineage: Eukaryota; Metazoa; Arthropoda; Malacostraca; Decapoda; Penaeidae
Source: RefSeq, a predicted model, not a curated record